CAGCGUACAAGUAACAGUUUGUUAUUGACAACGAAUAAAAUGCACUCACUUGUUUUCCUGGCAGUUAUAAUUUCGGUGAAAUGUUUAGUCAACCAUGCUGAAGAAAAUGUCGGUAUCUCCACUACACCCAUUUGCCCACCCUACAUCGUCAAUCUCGCAGAAAAACUUGAUAACCUUGACCAACGCGUAAAAAAACUAGAGCAAAUAGCUGAAAAUUCAGAACCCAAGCCAAAAAAAAUUAAAUUAUCAAAAAUGCGUCCACACAAGCGGCAAGAAAGUUGCCAUCACGUUCUACAACAAGGCUUCGAGGAAUCCGAUUUUUAUUAUAUCAAACCCUUGGGUGCCCGACGACCAGUCUUGGUCUUGUGCGACAUGGACACCUUGGGGGGCGGCUGGACUUACGUCCUCAACAGGUACAAUGGGUCUCAAUCUUUCGAUUUACUGUGGCCUGAUUACAAACACGGGUUUGGCAACAUCAAAGGAGAGUUUUGGUUGGGGUUGGACACCUUACACCUUUUAACAGGUGGAGAAGCUAAUGAACUCCUCAUCGAACUGGAAGAUUGGGACGAGAAAAAAGCGUACGCGUUGUACGAUUUUUUUAGUGUUGGUAGUGAAUAUGAAGGGUAUAUGUUGAAGAUAUUGAGAGGAUAUCACGGCAGUGCUGGGGAUUCGUUAAGUGGUAACGUUGGCUCUAAGUUCAGCACGAAAGACCACAACCGAGAUCCCCAAACUUUCGAAUGCGUUUUUAAAAAAAAUGCAGGAUGGUGGUACCGCAAUUGCAGCGAAUCAUUGCUUACUGGAAGAUAUUACAAGAGCUAUCAAAGCUACCACCAAGGGGAUGGACUCUAUUGGGCCACAUACCGUGGAAAGGAUUACAGUCUUAAGUAUGCGAAGAUGAUGAUUAGACCAGCGGGACUGAGUAGCAGGUUAAUGAUUCCCGAAAACGCUUUUAAUGUCGUUCGUAAUUUAUCCAGUGAUUAUACCACCCUCAGCCCGUAAUAUUUAAUGGUGUAAUAAAAUAUAUAUACAUAAAAA
Messenger RNA from Zophobas morio, 1035 nucleotides. RefSeq names its product microfibril-associated glycoprotein 4-like. Bases 40 to 999 code for a protein of 319 amino acids. The transcript is spliced from 3 exons. The record is from RefSeq and is a predicted model, not a curated record. Lineage: Eukaryota; Metazoa; Arthropoda; Insecta; Coleoptera; Tenebrionidae.